Messenger RNA from Exserohilum turcica Et28A, 201 nucleotides. RefSeq lists its product as uncharacterized. Lineage: Eukaryota; Fungi; Ascomycota; Dothideomycetes; Pleosporales; Pleosporaceae. The coding region runs from base 1 to 201 and encodes 66 amino acids. The record is from RefSeq and is a predicted model, not a curated record. The transcript is spliced from 2 exons.
AUGCACUUCACCACCCUCACCACCGCAACCCUCCUGGCUGCCACCGCCUCCGCAGGCGUCGUCCCCGCCGUCAAAGUCGACCACCUCAACAAGCGCAGCGAAGCCGUAUGGGACAAGAACGGCAACAUCAAACUGACCUUCUCCAAAGAAACCGUCCAAGUCGGCUCCCUCACCACCGACGACAUCAUGGCCGCAGGCUGA